GCAAUAUUUUGAAAUAUAACUUUUGAUCGAGAGGUUUUCAGCGCUAGCACAAUGCAAUGCAAUGUGUUCAUCAGUCAAAAGUAUGUUAUGUUGGUGAACAGUGUAAACUUUUGGCCAUUUUUGACUUUGAUCAUACCCUUGUGGAUGGCAACACAGACACAUGGAUAACAAAAAUGCUUCCUUCAACCAUGCAGAUUAUCUGAGAACAUCAACAGAAUGGUUGGUGUUGGACUAAUAUCAUGGACAAGGUCUUUGGAAUUCUCCAUGAAGGAAAUAUAAGCAAGGAUGACUAUGUGAGGUGUUUUGAAUCUCUACAAUUCACAGAAGGAAUGAAGGAUGUUUGUCACUUUCUGCAGAGCCAAAAAAUACCAACAAUAAUUAUAUCUGACUCAAACAGUUACUUUAUUGAUCACUUACUGGAGCGUGACUCUCUGCAAAAUGCUUUCUGUGGCACUUAUACAAAUCCAGCAGUGUGGUGCAGCAAUGGACGUUUAAAUGUCAAGCAUCAUCAUGAACAUGACUGUAACCAAUGUCCACAGAAUCUCUGCAAACGGAAGGUUGUUAACAAGCAUCUGGCUGAGCUAAAUCUAAGUUAUGAGCAUAUUGUUUAUAUUGGAGAUGGGCACGGAGAUCUCUGUCCCUGUCUGGCAUUGAAGAAAGGAGAUUACAUUCUAGCAAGAAAAGGAUAUAAACUUUUAAAAUGUUUGCAAGGUGAAAACCAGUCAGAAGCUAAAGCAGAAGUUGUUCCAUGGGUAAAUGGCUUUGAUGUUUUGAAAAUGUUUCAAAAGUUAUGUGAAACUUAAAUGUUAUUUUUGCAAUUUCAAUUUUUUAAAACUUAAUCACUUUGUCCCAUUUUCUACCCUUGUACUUUUUAUAAUAAGCCUCUCCACUUUUGAUAGGCCAAAUGUUUUUCAUUCAUGAAUUAAUAUGCAAGUCUCAUAGAAUAAUAGAUAAGGUAGGGAAUUCCUGAGUUGUAUUUAUUGUGUUCAAAUUAUGUAUGUGUAAAUCUUAUCUUUUUGGAAAGUUGAUUGAGCUCAAAACUUUGAGAAUCUUAAUGUCAGCUUUUGUGCUACCAGCUAAAAACAACUCUUCUGACUUAUUUAUAGGUGUUCCUAAUACCUAAGGAAGCACCAAUGUGAUCAAUAUAACUUUGUUUAAUCAAAUAUUCAUUUCAAUAUUUUAAGGCACUAUAUAGCUUAUUGUACAUGUUUUGCUUCAAUUUUAUCCUUGGUUCAAAAUUUCUUUUCUUUUGUUUUUGGGUAUUGUAAUGUAUGAUAAUGAGUUUGAAACAAAGGAAAAUAAAAUUUGAACCAAGGAUGAAAUUGAACCUCAACAUAUACAUCUAAUUCAUUAAAAAACAAAAUUGAACACAAAUUACCCAUCAUCUACCCUAGGCCUCAUGAAUAUUUGCCCUGGAUUAAUUCUGAGUUAAUUAUUAUUUAUAUUAAGAUGGAUCUGAUUUUAUUUCUUAUUUUUAAUCAUGUGACAUGCUAUUGUGUGUCCAAAUGGAGAGCUGCUAUUUGGGAUUUAACAUUAACAUUAGUUAACAUUAUUCCAGUUUCUUGAACCUCACGAUUAAAGGGUUCUAUUUUUAAUUACCACUGAAAAUUGUGAAUUUUUAUUCAGUUACUAUGGAACAAUUCUACAAGAAGAAUUAUCUUUAUCUUCCUUUUUGAGUGACCACUGAUGUCUCCCAAAAACAUCAAAUAAUUACUGAGUCAGUAAUUAUUUGAUGUUUUUAAUCUGUUUCUUAACCAUAAGUGACUGAGACAAUUUCUCUCUAAAAUCAAGCUGACAAUGGAUGACAAUAAAGAAAAAUAUAAAUUUGGGGAUCAUCUGUUGAUUCAAAUUUAUACCAAAUUCUUAGAACUUACAUCAUGAAAAUUGUAUGGCAAACAAUAAAGAGAACUACUAAUGAGA
This is a messenger RNA of Pocillopora damicornis (cauliflower coral), 1920 nucleotides long. Its product is annotated as pyridoxal phosphate phosphatase PHOSPHO2-like. The record is from RefSeq and is a predicted model, not a curated record. Gene Ontology annotation, molecular function: phosphatase activity. Lineage: Eukaryota; Metazoa; Cnidaria; Anthozoa; Scleractinia; Pocilloporidae.